Molecule: messenger RNA, 7197 nt
Organism: Neoarius graeffei (lesser salmon catfish)
Lineage: Eukaryota; Metazoa; Chordata; Actinopteri; Siluriformes; Ariidae
Gene: sack1hb
Product: family with sequence similarity 83 member Hb
Biological process (GO): positive regulation of cell migration; intermediate filament cytoskeleton organization; protein localization to cytoskeleton
Cellular component (GO): keratin filament
Molecular function (GO): keratin filament binding
Source: RefSeq, a predicted model, not a curated record
CCUCUUCGAGCGCUGUUGCCUUUGUACAGAAGAGCAAGACGGAGCUCUUACAGGUUUUGCCGGGACUGGUUUUUGGCCUUAAAUCUGAACAGGGCAGGGUGGAGACCAGGAAUGUGACGCGGCGCCAUACCACACUCUGUGGACUGGGGGGAAAACCGACUCUUCCCGAUUUGAACAUCAAGUUAUCUGAGCGGCGACUCCACACAAAGAUUUUGCCCCCUGCUCCAUCAUGGCCCAUCGCUCCCAGUGCUCUUCAGUGGGAGACAACCCUCUGGAUCCUAACUAUCUGCCACCACAUUAUCGGGAAGAGUACAGACUGGCAAUAGAUGCUCUGGUGGAAAACGAUCUCGAGGGAUAUUAUAACUUUAUACAAAAUGCUAAUGUUGUUGAGUUCCUGUCAAGAACAGAGAUUGAGCACAUUAAAAAUACUGUGCAGUUGCCACAAAAUGUUGCAUCUGUACCAGAACUACCAUACCAUGAAAUGAAUCAGGACGGCUCAUCAGACACAUACUGGCCAUUGCACUCUGACGUGGAUGCUCCAGGUUUGGAACUUGGUUGGCCACUGCAACAACAUAGUUUUGUAGGGCCCACUGAAGUUACAACACCUGAAAUGCCCAGCAUCAAGGAACAAGCCAGACGUCUCAUUAAAAAUGCACACCAGGUCAUUGCAGUGGUAAUGGAUAUGUUCACAGAUAUUGAUAUAUUUUCUGAUCUGCUUGAUGCUGCUCAACGGCACGUGCCCGUUUAUAUUCUACUGGAUGAACAAAAUGCCCAUCACUUUAUUUCCAUGGUGACAAGCUGCAAAGUUAACCUGGAUAUGGUCCAUAUGAUGCGGGUGAGGACAGUUGCUGGCAUUACAUAUUUCUGUCGCACAGGAAAGUCAUUUAAAGGGCAGAUGAUGGACCGCUUCCUUCUAGUUGACUGCAGGGCAGUGCUCAGUGGGAACUAUAGUUUUAUGUGGUCUUUUGAGAAGAUACAUCGCUGUAUAGCUCAUCUGUUUUUGGGAGAACUUGUGGCCACUUUUGAUGAGGAAUUUCGCAUUCUCUUUGCUCAAUCCCAGCCCCUUGUUGUUGAAAAUUCCCUUGUGCCUAUGCCACCUGACAGCACGAGUGGUUACUUAAGCAACCAGUUUGGAUUAAAAAGGUCACAAUCUCUGAGGAAUCCUCGAGGAUUUCUUCGGCACCCUGAGCUUUUGGGAUACCCAUUUGGAGGAGACCGCCUUGAUACUCCUCUGCCUUUCAGAAGAGAGGACUCAUUCCGCCACUCCCUUGAGCCAGGAGGUGUUGUAUUGCAGGCUAGCAAAUACAUUUCACAUCAGACGAGAAUGCAACAGUCUUUCUUGGAGCAAGGCAGGCCAAUAAUUACUUCACGUCAGCUAGAAAGUAACUCGUAUAAAAGGCAUAGCUAUGCUGAAGGCACUCGUGAGAGCUACUCCUCUUCUCGACAGUACAUGAAGCAACGUGUCAUGAACAACUUGGAUGAGAUGGAAGCACACUAUCAGAGAGACCAGCAAUUCUAUCAAAGUGAGUGUAUAGGACCAGAAACUGGGCGGUUCGACUCUCUUCGGAGCUCUAGUCUUUACCAGCUAGAUCAAUACUCUGACCCUGUGCAUCAAGCUGAACUAGAAUCACCAGAUAACCACAGUGUCCUAUCCUCCGAAGACCUUGGCCAUGAUCCAGAAAGUAGGCUUCAUCAAGGCGUGGCUCGUUUUGGUCAAUCAAAUCAAAAACGGCCAACUCUCAGUCAUGCAUAUGCCUGUCAGAGCUCACCCACUCAACUUCAUCCUCUAGAUCAUAAACAAAUGUUCGCUGGUGGAGAGCAGGGAAGACAGUCCCAAGACCCAAGUGUUAAGCAGGGAUUACGGAGCUGGAGGAUCAACUCCUAUCUUAAUACUUAUGAAAAUAAUGGGGAAGAGGGCUUGCAACAACCUUUGGGUCCAGAUGCUUUUGAUGAGCCACAACAACAACAACCUGAAAGCAGACAAUACAAUCCAGAGGUUCCAGGGUUUUGCUUUAACACACAAGAACCACCUGCCAUAAAAAGCAAACCAAAACUUGACUUACGGCUUCGCUUUGGUAAACCCAUUUUACCAGACAGGAAACAAGCAAAAGAUGUAAUCACUGAUCAGGCUUCUGCAGGAACGGAUUCUCAAAAGAAAUCAGCUAUUACAGCUACACCACUCACAUCAGCAGAGACUGACAGUGAAAAGGAGAUGGAUUUAAAGGAUUCAAAAAAUGUAAAAGAGAUCAGCAUCACCAAACAUGAAUCAUUCCGGAGCCGUAUCAACCCAGUGCUGCAGAGGAGCUCACGAUUACGCUCCUCCCUCAUCUUCAGUUCUUCUAAGGUAGAGCAACACAGCUCUGCAGUUUCUGGAGACGCGCUACAAGAGGAUGACGAGAAUAACCCAAUUAGAACAUCUUCAAUUGUAGCAGAGAUUUUAGAAAAGAGGAAGUCAUUUUCUAGGGAGCCUUUUGACUGGAAUAAGCAUAAAAAGAAAGAAGAAAAGGACAGUAAGGAGGUGGUACAAGAAGAGGUAACUUCUAAAACAGAGCAGGACCCUGCUAAGAACACUGACGAAAUUAAAGAGCAAUCUAAGAAUCCUGGGCUUGAAGUAAAAGACAUUACAAAACAUACAGAGCCUGCAUUGCCAAAACCGACUAGCAUCACUUUGGACAUGAAUGAUCCAGAAAGCCGUCUGCAGUACUUUAAAGAACUGUCUAUAAAGAGAAAGAAUUCAAAAACAGAGAAAGCUUUAAAUACAAGUCAAGAGCCACGUUCAAAAAAGCCAGAUAUUCAACCAAGCACAGCAGCAGUGACAGUUUCAUCUGUUUCAGUUACCCCUGCAAAUCCUCUCUCAACAACAGCAACAUCAACAGUAACAUCAACAGUAACAUCAUCAACAACAACAACAACGGUACAAACAGAUUCUGCUGAAAAACCCUUUGUGGUAAUAACAAAGUCAGGGCGUGGUGAAGAAAAAUUACACAUGGAUAGUUCUGUGCUGAUGGAGGAGUCCACAGAUGCAGCAAAGAAAGAAACAGCUAAGGAACCAAAGUUUUCAAAGCCCUUUCCUUCACCUAAGUUUUCACUGAAACCUUUCAAAAGUUCUCACACACGUCACACCUCAUGUGGCGAUGACAUUCUCACAGAUGCAACAGAUGCUGAAAAAAGUGAACUUAAAAAGUCUCGAAGCCUCAGCUCAUCAACCAUGCCACAGACGGAGUCCAAAGAAAGUUUUAGCUUAAGUCGACAGGGCUCCAACAUGUCCCUCAAUGUUAUAGGCUCAGAAAGCAAAGACACAAAGGCUCUUGAUUUCCUGAAAAAGCAGACACAGAGACUAAAGGGUUUUCUUGGGCCCAAAGGAGAGAAAAAGAAUUCAGGAGGGUUAAGUACUGCAGAUGACAAGCAAAUGAAAACUGUCCCUGAAGCAUCAGUGGAAGCUUCCUCUAAAGGGAAAGAAACACACUCUGAUUCAGUGUCAGCAUCAACAACUGACAAUUCCAAAUCAAUCAAUAAGCCAAGUCCAUCUCGUUAUCAGUCCUCUACCUCUACUGUGCUAUUCAGCAGCAACCUCAGGGAUGACACCAAGGUAAUCCUUGAGAAAAUCUCUGCAAACAGCCAGAAGAAUAGACAGGAGCUGGCCAAACAAGCUGACGAGACUGGAAAUGUUGAGGGGGAAAAAGGAGGUCAUGUUUCAAACCUCGAUCGUGAGCCAGUCCAGCGUUUCCAGAAUCGAAACCGGUUCAACCGAGCUCAAGUCAACCCUCAGGAGCGGGACAGCCUACUGAAGAGAAUAGAGAGUAUGCGCAAAGAGAAGAAGGUCUACAGUCGCUUUGAGAUGGGGAAUAACCUUGGAUAACAAAACAUGACAUACAGUCUACAAAAAGGUGUGAGACCUCAAAAAAAAGGUGCCAACAACUGAUGUGAUAAACUCUGAAAAAGUGCAUUGAAAAAAACAACCUAAAAUUUGAGGAGUCUGCCUAAAGUGAGAGGAAUAUUCCUCAGACUGUGCCAAUCUGGGGCCCGCAGUCAAAUUACUCUGCCCUUAAAAGGCAUCAGCGCACACUGCCUAAAACCAGAGAUCAAACAUUAUCCCCACUGGAUAUAUAAACACACCAGGCCAAGCAAGUGUUUGAAUUUUUUUUUAGAAGUUUCAUGACUUGUGCAUUUGUCAGUUUGUGCAGAGUUCAGUAUUUGUGACUUUUCAAUAUCACACCAUUCUCAGGUGUGGACUGACAUGCCUAGACAAAAGUAUAAGUAUGACAUGGGGGGGGGGGGGGGGGGGAAUCAUACAUACACUCCACUCCAAGAUACAUCAUGCUAUAACCACAUCUGUGGUUUAGCUGUGCCAAUGGAAUACAUGUAUUAAGAAGUCCAAACAGGGCUUUUUUUGGGGGGGGGACCCUCAGCUUGAGGGAAAAACAAAGCAGUGUGAAAAUGUAGAAGGGGAUGGUAUGAGAGAGGCAAGAGAGAGAAUGUGAGUGGAAAAUCUCAACACGAGACACUGCGACAGAAGUGAGAGAGAAAAGAAAAUGUAAGGAAAAAGAAAGUUUUGAGGUUUGUUAAAGCAGUCAGGGUCACUAUUAUGCUGGCAGACAGGAGGUUAAUAACUGAGCGCAGACAUGUUCUUAACACCACUAAUUUGGGGAUAUUCACUUUUGGAUUAUUUAGGACCUACACUGUUCUCCUUUAAAUGGUGAGACAGUCAAGUCAAAAUUGUAAACAAAUUUGCAAAACUAUAGAAUUAAAACGCAUGGAGCAAAAUUUCAGAAUAUAUAUGGGUAGUUCUUUGGGAACGGAAUUACAUUCACAGCAAAACGUGGUACCUAUUUUAGUUGCAGUACUUAAGAUAAUGGUAUUAAAUAAAAAUUUCACUGUAUGGGGUAUCUUCUAACCCUAAAAAAGCAUAGAAAAACUGGCUAUGUUUAACUCUGUGAACACAAAAUCUUUUAUAAGGAAAGAAAAGUCAGUAAUGGAAUUAUGUCAGAAAAAAACUGAACUUUAAUUUCUUAAACUUCAAACCAAUAUUUCUCUGAAGCGACAUUGCUAUAAUUAGGGUGAUUUUUUUAAAAUAUGGUUUUCAGUACAUUUUGCCUUGGGUUCCAUGCUUUAGCAAUAUCACUGAGCUGGGGUAGGUCUCCCGAUAACGUUGCCCUUUAGGGCUAAAGAGUGUGUUGAGAGACUCUCUUAAGCAACGAACAUUGUUUCGGUACGUGGUUUUCCCGAACUCACUUGCAAGAAGGAGUCUUAACAGCAAUAUUACGAAGAGCUUCUUUGCAAUGCACAUCCCCGAUAUAAGCAUUAGUAGUUGCUAAAUCCGGUCAAUGAGGUCACGUGGCGUUCGUUUUUUUUUUACCAAAAAACAAUGAAAUGUAAAGUGUUAAAAUAUUGAAUUGUCAUUAAGACUUACAUAUAUAAUGUGGUAAUUAAUAAUUGAAACUAUUUUACAUUUUUGGGCAAUAUUUUUUUUUUUAUUCCAAGCGUGUUUUCUUUAAUUAAAUGAAUAAAUGUUCACAUGAAAGAAUGAGCAAAUAAUAAAAUAAAUAAUUAAGUAAAUGUGUUCCCUGUGCUCGCUCAUUUCACUGUUACCCAAAUAUACAGUCAGGAUUAUUUCAACUGCUAUCCACAAUGCCAGGUUGGUAAUGUUCUCCCUUACAUGUGUGCACGUGCACAGAGAGAGGUUUUGAUCCAUUUGUGUACCUAAGGAGGUUGAAUUGACUUCCUUUUUUAUAUAUACACACGGGCGGCACGGUGGUGUAGUGGUUAGCGCUGUCGCCUCACAGUAAGAAGGUCCAUGUUCGAGCCCCGUGGCCGGCAAGGGCCUUUUUUUUUUUGCAUGUUCUCCCCGUGUCCGCAUGGGUUUCCUCCGGGUGCUCCGGUUUCCCCCACAGUCCAAAGACAUACAGGUUAGGCUAACUGGUGACUCUAAAUUGACCGUAGGUGUGAAUGUGAGUGUGAAUGGUUGUCUGUGUCUAUGUGUCAGCCCUGUGAUGACCUGGCGACUUGUCCAGGGUGUACCCCGCCUUUUGCCCGUAGUCAGCUGGGAUAGGCUCCAGCUUGCCUGCGACCCUGUAGGAGAGGAUAAGCGGCUACAGAUAAUGGACGGAUGGAUAGAUGGUGGUGAGAUCAAUGUGACAUUACGAUAUCCAUACGUGAUUCCAUAAUAUAUUGAAAUAUAUUCAUAAUGUUUUUCAUAUAUUUAUUUAAUAAUUAACUCAAUGGGGCGGCACGAUGGUGUAGUGGUUAGCAGUGUCGCUUCACAGCAAGAAGGUCCUGGGUUCGAGCCCAGCGGCCGGCGAGGGCCUUUCUGUGUGGAGUUGUCCAGGGUGUACCCCACCUCUCGCCCAUAGCCAGCUGGGAUAGGCUCCAGCUUGCCUGCGACCCUGUAGGACAGGAUAAGCGGCUACAGAGGAUGGAUGGAUGGAAUUAACUCAAUGUACUCGCAAUGUACAAGAAAAAUAAUUGAACACCAGCAACAGAUUCAACACCAGUUUCCCCUGCUGACUGUGAAAGUCCCUCGAAGCCGCAUGCACAUUCUGUGUAUUCGGCUGUGAGGAGACGCUCUUUGUUUUGAAUGAGUGGUCCAGGUCCUUUGUAAAUUCAGAGCAAACUAAAGGAUUACUUGGGCUAUGAUGUUGUUCGGGAAAACCACGUUAGCUUGACGACGGCUCUUAGGAGGUAACUAGAAAGAUACUCUUGGCCUUAAGAGGCUUUUGGCAAACCGAACCCUGACAAGUUAAGGCAAUCUUAAUUUUGGCUGCUCUGCUGAAGAAUUGCUCAUAUUAUGAGAAUAUAUGUUUAGUAUACUAUAAUCAGUAGUAGUUUUUGACUUCACUGUCUGCUUUUGGAAGACAAUGUAGUGUAUAUGAUUCAGAGUUGACAUUUUGAACAUAGCUCUGACAAUAGAAGGUGAUUGUAUCAUACAUGGUUAGAUAAUUAUAGUCUCAGGACUGGGCCGAGGCUCUAUUUUGUCAGUGCAGUGUUAGUACCAAACAAACCGGUACUGUUAAAGACCAAAGAACUUCGUAUGCAUCUAAUCAGGUGCAAGCUGUAAAACAUUAUAGGUAUUUGAUAGACAUAUGAUUACAUUUUACUAUUGAUACCAUGUUGAUUAUGCUUUUGUCUCCAUUAUAAAUUUUGGUUAACAUAUUGUAAAUUUUGUAUUAUGUGAACAAAUAAAAACUGAAAUUCUGAAUA